Messenger RNA from Hyaloperonospora brassicae, 1758 nucleotides. The record is from the annotation of a GenBank genome assembly. Lineage: Eukaryota; Oomycota; Peronosporomycetes; Peronosporales; Peronosporaceae.
AUGGGAGAUACUUCUAGUGGUAUAUCGUCCCUCCUGUCGGCGCUUUCAGGCGUCUCGGUUCCAUCCAGUGAUCAACUCACGACGAGGUGUCCUACUCAACUCGUCCUCUCUCGUGCCAGCACAUUCAGCGAAACGGUGCGCCUCGUUCGGUUUCGCUCGAAUGGUGGUACUGAUGAGGAGGGUGAGACGGAUACCGGGGAAGAGGGUGAAAAGCUCACUCAUCUAGACGACGUCCCGUGUGCCAUCACGAAGCUCACGCAGAAACUGAUCGACGAAGGCCAAUACAUUAGUGACGAUCAAACUGUGAUUGAAAUGAGUGGCUUCGACAUGCCAAAUCUCACUCUCACCGACUUGCCGGGAUUUGUGCGCACUGUGGGCGAUCACGAAGACCAUAGCAUCAUUGCAAAGGUUCGGCAAAUGAUCAACCGUUACAUGCAGCAAGAGCAAACGGUCAUCAUUGCUGUUGUGCCAGCUAAUGUCGACAUGAACAAUUCUGAGAUAUUGCAAGCGGCUCAAGAGGCCGGCCCAAAUGGAACGCGAACCAUUGCCGUAGUGACCAAAGUGGAUUUGGUUGACGCUGGUGCAGAGCUUGCAGUGCACGAGUUACUUCUGAACCGCGAGAAGAAAAUGCACUUGGGCUACCACGCCGUGAAGCGCCGAAGCCAACGGGAUCUGUCCAAGCGCAUGAGCAUUGAAAGAGGGCUGGCAGUCGAAAAGGUGUUUUUCGGCGAGCACGAGUAUUGGCGCCGACUGCCGACGCACUUGUGGGGAGUGCCACGACUAAGUGAACGGUUGAUGUCAAUUCUGCAAGAUAAUAUCCGUCGGUCGCUACCAAAGGUGGUGGAGGAGAUCAGUUCGCGCAUGACGGAGACGCAAAAGUCAUUGGCGAAACUAGGCACGCCAUUGGAAACACCCGUGGCGCAACUUCAGCAGUUUGGCAAGUGGGUUGAUUCGUACUUGCGGUUGAUUGAAGCAGCAAUGAGCGGACGUUACGAAGCACUGCCGUCUUCUUCGACACCAAUAGCUUCGGACCAGUUUUCGACUCCGGCUGAUAUGGAUGUCCGUCUAAGAGCCGUUCUGCGUAUAAAAGAAGCCAAUUUUCAAGUGGCUAUCAACAAGUCGAAAGACUGUGUGUUUGGCGACGCCGAUGCGAAGAAAGACCACGAACAAGUGGCAGUUGGGGGUGCCGUGCAAAUUGAGAUCGACGGCCAGUAUCGCAGUGGGAGAGUGAAAGGGAUCAAUGGAACGGACAUUUGCUGCGAGGAGUAUGACCAGCAGUGGAAGAGCAAGGACCAUUGGCGCUUCGACGAACGGGCAAUGCUGAAAAAGUUUAUCCGUGAAAACCGCGGCGAUGAGCUCCCGAUUUUUACGUCGUACCAAGCCUUUUGCAGCUUGUUUCGCACGACCGUUGACAAGUGGGGACAACCGACGGAUACACUGGUGAGUGCGUAUCGGUUGCAGACAAAGUUGGUGUCGGACUUCGUCUCUGAGGAGGUUGGGGAAAAUCUCGAGUUGUGCAGUUUCUCAGAAGACCAAGAACACCCGAAGGCUCUUCAAGAACAAGUGAGCACAUCCGUUCAAACGGAUGCGGAUGGAAAAGUGAAUCUCGCUGUGGUCAUGAAGGCUGUGGAAGCAGCGUCAGCGUCUAUGAAAGAUCUGGAAGCGCUCGAUAUGCAUGCGGCUUUGGAAGCGUACAUCAAGGUGGCGGCCGCGUGCUUUGCAGACAAGGUUCCAAUGCGUCUGAAUGACUUGAUUUGA